Molecule: messenger RNA, 791 nt
Organism: Trichoderma harzianum CBS 226.95
Lineage: Eukaryota; Fungi; Ascomycota; Sordariomycetes; Hypocreales; Hypocreaceae
Exons: 1
Coding region: 288-734 (148 amino acids)
Source: RefSeq, a predicted model, not a curated record
GGGGGCAAGAGUCAGCACGGCUGCGCAUUAUCGACAAAACGAGAACGGGAGGAUAUGCGAAACCUACAUUCGCCUCCAAGGCCCUUCUCCAGCUCCUGGAUCUCGGCCAGCGUGGGGUUCUGGCCGCAUGCUCGCAGCAGGUCGCCCAGGGAGUCGACGGCACAGCGACCGUUGCCGCGCUUGUCGAACAGGGCAAAAGCCUCCUUGUAGUUGGUCGAGGCCUGGGAAUCAAACUGAUUAGAAGCCAUGUUUUUUAUCUUUGUUUCUUCCUCGUUUCGUUUCUGAAAAUGUGCAAAUGCCGGGCUGAAGCGCAAGUCUCUCGAAUGCGACCGGGUGGUGCAGCUUCUUUUCGCAGGAGAAAUGGGGGACAAGCGAUUUGUUUUGGGAUAUUUUGGCUUUCGAGUUGCGCGCAAAACGGGAAGCAACAGGUGCUGGCGAAUCAUGUGCGGCGCCAGCACCAGACGAACUCGAGCCGGCUUUGUUUACAUCGAGCGGUGCUGGGGCAACUCACCAUUGUGAUUGGUGUCUUAGCUUUUGCUUUGUCAGAUGGGACUGUCUCUGUGUCGCUGUCGCAAAGUCGGUUCAGCACGCGUGUUCCAAAACCGUCGUUAAUGAUGUCUUUCAGACUCAACAAUGAUGCAAAGUUGAAAAUGACAACAAGAGGUCUGCGUCUCCUGACAUUGAUGCCCCACUGGGUCCCCUUGCCUGGUCCUGACGGGGCAACGAGUCAAUAGUCGGCAUCGCAGCCAAUCGACCUGUCGCUUGUCGUGGAGGCGGUCUGUAUAAUUAGG